AUGGGUAAAGCUUCAAGGGACAAGAGGGAUAUAUAUUACCGGAAAGCAAAAGAAGAAGGUUGGCGUGCUCGAAGUGCCUUUAAACUCCUUCAGAUAGAUGAAGAAUUCAACAUUUUUGAAGGGGUAAAACGUGUUGUAGAUUUAUGUGCUGCACCGGGUAGCUGGAGUCAGGUUUUGAGUCGUAAACUGUACCUUCCGGCUAAGCUUGCACCUGAUGCAAAGGAUGAAAAUCUUCCUCUUAUUGUAGCUAUUGAUUUGCAGCCAAUGGCUCCGAUUGAAGGUGUUAUCCAGGUGCAGGGUGAUAUAACUAAUGCUCGGACUGCUGAAGUGGUCAUUAGACAUUUUGAUGGUUGCAAGGCUGACCUGGUUGUGUGUGAUGGUGCUCCUGAUGUUACCGGGCUUCAUGAUAUGGAUGAGUUUGUUCAGUCCCAACUCAUACUUGCUGGGUUGACAAUUGUUACUCAUGUACUGAAGGAAGGAGGGAAGUUUAUUGCAAAGAUAUUUAGAGGAAAAGACACGAGCCUUCUAUACUGUCAGCUAAAAUUAUUUUUCCCUGUUGUGACUUUCGCAAAACCAAAAAGCAGCCGUAAUUCCAGCAUAGAGGCAUUUGCAGUUUGUGAAAACUACUCCCCUCCUGAAGGAUUCAAUCCGAAAGAUCUUCAUCGGCUACUUGAGAAAGUUGGAAGUCCAUCAGGGGUAGAGGAUACAGAUUGUGUUAGUGGUUGGUUGGAAGGCGCUAAUAAGGUGUAUAUCCCAUUUCUAGCUUGCGGGGAUCUCACUGGAUAUGACUCUGAUAGGUCAUAUCCACUCCCUAAAGUUGUUGGAGGAACAUAUCAGAGCUUGGAUCCAGUACAACCACCUAUUGCCCCUCCUUACAAGAGAGCUCUAGAGUUAAAAAAAGCCUCAACUCAAGGAUUCAGAGAACUUGAAAAUCUCUCUUUGGAUUCCUGA
This is a messenger RNA of Vicia faba (fava bean), 951 nucleotides long. The record is from the annotation of a GenBank genome assembly. NCBI's taxonomy places the organism in Eukaryota, Viridiplantae, Streptophyta, Magnoliopsida, Fabales, Fabaceae.